UUAUGUUCCGUGGGUUUGGUUUAGAAGCGGAGAGAUAUUACGGAUAUAAAUAAAUUGUAAUUAACAACAAAAAUUACGCAUUUCAAGUGGUGGUGGUUACAACAAACAAUAAUUGUUCUUGUUUUGCAGAAAAAGAGUUUCUUCGAGUUUCCACUCGAUAGAAAACAAUGGCCAAAAGCAUGAAGAGCAUGAAAAUGCCCAUGGGUGGACAACAAACAAAUCCAGUCUCGCCAGACACUGAGAGUGCAUCCGGUCUGGUUAUACCCAUGAUAAAGACCAAGGAUUGUCCCAAACAACUGCCCAUUUACACGGCGGCCUUAAGUAAACCAGCCGAAGAUUAUUUGGCUGCCGAAGAUUUGGAUAAUAUACAACUGGAAUUGGAGAAACUGCUGUCCAGUGUGGCGCUACGUUAUAGGGUAUUAAAAUUGGAAUAUGAAAACAUUGAUAAAGAUGAUAAGAACAAAGAUAAGAAGAGUAAACAUUCGCUGCAGCUGUUGGGCGCUCAGACGGGAGAAAAACAACCCACCUCUCCGGCAACGGCCAUGACCAGCAGUGGGAAACGUAAACGGGAUGAAACUUCAUUGGUGCGCAAACCCAAGCAUGCAACAUUGAAACAUACCAAGAAUCUACACAACAAAAACAGUCCCCUGGCCCAGCAGACCGAUGAUAGCAUGGACUGUGUGCCAGGUGUACAUGGUGCCGGUCGGGAUGUACAAAAACCCAUACCCGCCAAAAUUGAUACCCCAAACAAAUUUUGGCUUUCUGUGGAGCCUUAUUGUAUGCCUUUGACAAAUGAAGAUCUACGUUUGUUGGAUGAUUUAAUGGAACAAUAUAAUGGGCCAUUGGUGCCACCAAUACCUGAACUGGGGCCACACUACUCCACCAUAUGGGCUGCGGAGGAUAUGAAGGAAAUACAACAGGCCUCCAAUCCGAAUGCGAACAAUCGUUUGAAACCCCAGAAUAAUGGUGGUGUUGGCAACAUGCUGAAAAAGGCCGAUUCCAUUGUGGAUGAAUGUGUGACAGGGCCAUUGACACAGCGUUUGGUCUCCGCCCUCAUGGAAGAACAAUUGAUAACAAAUCCAGCCGAUGUGGUGGCCGACAAUAGCAACAGCAGCAGUGAAAAUACCCAUUCCUCGGCUGCAAUGAGUUUCCGCUCGUUGUCAAUGCUGCGCAAUUGUAUUGGCAUUGAGAAACGUGUCAAAAAGGAACUCAUCGAACAGGGCAUUUUGGACAUAUCAGAUUUUCCCAACAAUGACGAAGAUGAAAUACAUGCGGAAAUAAAGCGAUUAGUUGGUGAACUUUCGGCCAUUGCCGAACACAAUAGCAAUGCUUUGAAACGUCUUCACGAGGCGGCCACCGAGGAGAUAAAACGUUUGGAAGUUAAACGUAAACUAGACGCAAUUGAUCAGGAAAUAUUGGAAACCUAUAAAAGAACUCUGCAGACAAAGGCUAAGCGUAAGCCGUUAUCGCCGGAAGAACAGCAGGAAAUCUAUCGUUUGACAGCCGAACAAAAGACACUCUCCGAUCAAUUGGAACGUAUGCAAGCCCAUCAGUUUCCAAUGGAAUAGGAUAGCAAAAGAAAAAACAGAAAUAAAUGUAUUGAUGAAUAUUUAACAGAACUCAGCGACAAAUUGUAGGUGUGUUAACAAAUUCCCAAAAUAUAUUCAAAUUGAAAUUGCCUCCUA
Molecule: messenger RNA, 1685 nt
Organism: Musca domestica (house fly)
Lineage: Eukaryota; Metazoa; Arthropoda; Insecta; Diptera; Muscidae
Gene: Ada3
Product: transcriptional adapter 3-A
Exons: 1
Coding region: 168-1568 (466 amino acids)
Biological process (GO): regulation of transcription by RNA polymerase II
Cellular component (GO): SAGA complex
Molecular function (GO): transcription coactivator activity
Source: RefSeq, a predicted model, not a curated record